Triticum aestivum (bread wheat) is the source of this 2707-nucleotide messenger RNA. RefSeq lists its product as uncharacterized. Bases 1531 to 2457 code for a protein of 308 amino acids. The transcript is spliced from 3 exons. The record is from RefSeq and is a predicted model, not a curated record. NCBI's taxonomy places the organism in Eukaryota, Viridiplantae, Streptophyta, Magnoliopsida, Poales, Poaceae.
UACGAAUGAGUGCCAGUGUAUACUUCUAUCUGCUGGUUGGUUUUCAUCGCACUGAAACCUGUCAAAUCCACAUUGUUACUUAUCACAGCUUUGAAUUUCUCUUGUGUUGUUGUUGUUGUGAUGCUACUUUCUGUAAACCUUCAGCACCCAGCAUUGUAAAUUCCCUGUCAGUUUGAUUUUCAGCGGUAAUUUUGCUUUCCAAAUGUGAUUAAACAGUCUGUUAUUCCAGAACUGUGUUAGAUAGUUAUGCAUUGAUGGCGCUGAUUGUUUUUCCUUACUCAAGCCCCAAAUAGGUUUAUCUGCAUUUGAUCCCACUGUUGUAUGCCUCAGGCUCUUUACCCUGGUGGUUUGACAGUUUAAAUAGUUGUGGAAGCUUUGCUCGAUCAGUCCAAAAAUCAGUAUUUUUCCAUCCCCUAUAGCUAUUCUUCUAUCAUCUAUAUAUAAGACCUCUCCUUUCCAUUAGGCUUGCAUAUUUUAACCUUUCUAGGGUUUUGCAUUUUUCAAUUAAAUCGCUCUAAUGUUCAAUCAGUAGCCCCGCCCUGGUACACCUAACUACAUUAUUGGCCAUGAACCAACCUGACUGACUAAAAGUUAAUUUGGAGGCCUUGUAUUCCUUCAAACAUAAAUAGUAUUAGUUUCAUAUUUUUGGCCACAUAUGAAUCAUCCUGCAUAAGUGUGAUAGUAUCAUCCGCGUAUUGUAGGAUAGAUACCCCCUUCUUCAACCAAAUAUGGCACGAGUCCGAUUAUUGCAUCACUCAAUUGUGCCAUAUUUUGCCAAGCAAUUUUGACAUUCAAAGUACCCCCUGUUAUAACACUUUUGAGCCAUUUCAGCCACAUUUCACUAAAUCCUUGAUUCUCUAUGAAACGAAAAAGAAAAUUCCAAUUGAUUUUGUCAUGCAUUUUUUCAAAGUUCAAUGUCUAUAGUAUUCCUUACUGUUUUUACAAAAUGGAUCAGUAUAAAAGCAUAUGACUAAAUUCAGUAAAUUGGGCAAACCUUCAAUCCACACAUCAUCCUUCGUCACUGAAUAAAUAGUAUGUUUCCGUUGCCACUCAUUUGCUACCCUGUAAAAGCACGCUGUUUUGUUAUCGCCCUCCAAUAGCCACUUCUUGCUACACCGUUGAAAUCAAUAGUAUUCAUUAUCCUCAUAAAGCUUAGACAAUCCAGUUUGUAUUUCCCCCCACGUGCAAGUUGCUCUCUGCAAAUUACUCUCGUCUCCUCUAGAUUUUGUAAUUUAUUCUGCAACUUCUUGUUCAGAACUAUAGAAUUUCUCCUCUUCUGUUUGUCCCCCAUAAAUGUAGACAUUUUUGGGCUUCCUAUAAUUUGAAAAUAAAUCUAUCCAAUGGGCUUACAUUUCUGAUAGUCUCAUUACAAAGUGUUUCUACUAUAUCAGAAACUCAGGCUGCUUUGUCGAACUUUUAUCAUGUCGAAAUUCGUUUGAUCUUUCCUUCUUUCAUCAGGGACUAAACAGUAUAUUUCCAAUCAAUUGAUGAUUCCAUUGCAUCUCUUCUUGCUGUAUAUUCGAUCAAUUGAUGUUCCUAUAUUUAAUUUUACCAUUGAUCUGGAUAGAUAGAGCUCGGAUCCCAGCCAUGUGUUUCACGGACAAGCCGACGAAGCCUGGUGUUACUAACCCCGAGCGUAGUAUGCAGAUCUUUUCAGUUAAAGUUGAGGAAAUAUAUGGGGAUUUACAUUGGCCGCUGGAUGUGUUUGGUAUCGUUGCUGUGAGGGAUGACCUGGAUCACCAUCGCAAUAUUAUCUUUGAGCGCAAAAGGGAUAACUGUCAAACUCUCAAUGAGGAGGAUCCAUAUUUAUUAUUAACAGGUCCUACCCGUGCUCCCGUGACUCUGUUUGGGCCUAUGCAUUUCGAUAUCACGCUGAAAGUGAAGCGCAGCAAUGAGUUAGAGGACAAAGAUCUAAGCCUGCUAGGCUUUCGCUACGAGUGCUGCAAGUCAAUCAAUUAUCAAGCGAGUAAGGGAGAGUGCGCCCUCAGAUCAUGCGUGAGCAGCCAAAAACAUAGAAGCAAGCUGAGCACAUUGGAGCUGACAUGUGGCAUUGUAGUCUCAUCCAUUGAGGCCACAAUCAGUGUGUGUAUUGUUGGCGGGUCCUGGCCAGAUGGAUUCAGCGGGCGGUUCAUUGCCUCGACUGCUAGCGUCAGUCACAUGAGGGUGUUACUGCUCAAUAUUGGAGAUAAGGAUACGCCUGUUGUUGCUGCUGAUGGCACCAUUGAGCUGUCACGACGCGUGGUUUCUGUUGAAAGCUUUGGGGAGCUGAGAGUGCAUGCAGCAGGUUGGCUAGGCAGCCAGCAGAUUGACCGAGAGGUGUUCUUUCAACCAUUAGAAUCUGGCAGAAGCUCUCGUUCGCUUAAGGUUGGCUCGUGUGAAAUGGAAGUUACCGUUGGCUGGUCCCUUUUCCCGUUAUGUUAUCCCACUGACCGUAUUCCUUCACCCAAGAAUGGAUGAGGCGGAUAGUAGCUGCUGUCUAACUAUAAUAACUUGGCCACAGUUCUUUAAUGAACUUUUGUGUGAGGCUGGUGCUAGCAGGAACUUGUCUGACCUAUGCGAUAUGUUUUAUGUAGUGCGAUAUAUUAUGUACUAUAUAUGGUUGUUGCUUCUGAAAUGGCAUGUUAUGUGUCGUGGUUGUUGCUUCUGAAAUGGCAUUUUAUGAGUCAUGUUUUGUGCUAAUUAAUGAUGAAAAUCGAAUAUCUUUGAA